This is a messenger RNA of Aspergillus niger, 150 nucleotides long. RefSeq lists its product as uncharacterized. The transcript has a single exon. The coding region runs from base 1 to 150 and encodes 49 amino acids. NCBI's taxonomy places the organism in Eukaryota, Fungi, Ascomycota, Eurotiomycetes, Eurotiales, Aspergillaceae. The record is from RefSeq and is a predicted model, not a curated record.
AUGAUACCUCCUACUGCGUUGCUCGGUUUUUUCUUACGAACCUUCGACUGUCUUUCCUUGUUGAUUUCCUCGGAGUUUUGUCUGAAGUGGCUGUUCACCCUCCCCGCAUCACGCUCUUGCUCAAUGACGCGCCGUGUCGCGUCUCAUUGA